Molecule: messenger RNA, 1124 nt
Organism: Peromyscus maniculatus bairdii (prairie deer mouse)
Lineage: Eukaryota; Metazoa; Chordata; Mammalia; Rodentia; Cricetidae
Gene: Prdx3
Product: peroxiredoxin 3
Biological process (GO): cell redox homeostasis; hydrogen peroxide catabolic process; response to oxidative stress
Cellular component (GO): mitochondrion; cytosol
Molecular function (GO): thioredoxin peroxidase activity
Source: RefSeq, a predicted model, not a curated record
CCCCCCCAGACGGGAAGCCCCGCUCAGAAACCACGCCCUACGUAGAAGACACACACCCUUCGUGGACCGCUGCUUGCAGGCUUUUCCGGCUACCUUUCCUCCCGCGUUGAAGAUGGCGGCUGCUGCGGGAAGGUUGCUCUGGUCCUCGGUUGCUCAGCAUGUGAGUGCCAUUUCCAGGGGUAUUUCUGCCUCAGCAGUUCUUAGGCCUGUUGCUUCUAGAAGAACCUGCUUGACAGACAUACUGUGGUCUACCUCUGCCCAAGCAAAGUUUGCCUUUAGCACCAGUUCCACAUUUCACACCCCUGCUGUCACACAGCAUGCACCCUAUUUUAAGGGUACAGCUGUUGUCAAUGGAGAGUUCAAAGAGCUGAGUCUCGAAGAUUUUAAAGGGAAAUACUUGGUGCUUUUCUUCUACCCUUUGGAUUUUACAUUUGUGUGUCCUACAGAAAUCGUUGCUUUCAGUGACAAAGCCAACGAAUUUCAUGAUGUAAACUGUGAAGUGGUUGCAGUUUCAGUGGAUUCCCACUUUAGCCAUCUUGCCUGGAUCAAUACACCAAGGAAGAGUGGUGGUUUGGGCCACAUGAACAUUACACUGUUGUCGGAUUUAACUAAGCAAAUUUCCCGAGACUACGGAGUGCUGUUGGAAGGUGCUGGCAUUGCACUCAGAGGCCUCUUCAUUAUUGACCCUAAUGGUGUCAUCAAGCAUCUGAGUGUCAACGACCUCCCGGUGGGCCGCAGUGUGGAAGAAACCCUACGUUUGGUAAAGGCGUUCCAGUUUGUGGAGACCCAUGGAGAAGUCUGUCCUGCCAACUGGACACCAGAGUCCCCUACGAUCAAGCCAAGUCCAACAGCUUCCAAAGAGUACUUUGAGAAGGUCCAUCAGUAGGUCAUCCCAUGGCUGGUGUUCACCCAAAGCUUCUCAUGCCAGAAAAGAGUCAUAGCUGGAAUCCUUUCAACAACGUCAACAACGUGAAAAUUAUUUAUAGAUGACAAAACCUCAUCAUGCUUGUUUAUGAGUACUGCUCCAUGGCUUUGUUUCAUAAGACAGGCUCAGGCUCCCUAUAGCUGCCUCCAUAGUUGUCCUUACUAGGGACUUGUUGAUGGCUAACUGGUUCCCACAGAAU